This is a messenger RNA of Symbiodinium necroappetens, 537 nucleotides long. Lineage: Eukaryota; Dinophyceae; Suessiales; Symbiodiniaceae. The record is from the annotation of a GenBank genome assembly.
GAGGUGCAGCUAAGAGGCGGCAAGCUCGCAGACAGCGAGCUGGACCGCUGGAAGGCCCAAGCGCUGAUCGCACCGGAACCCGACGUACCAGCCGCGGCAGCCCCUCGGGAGAUCGUGCCGUCUUUCCGAGGCCAGGACCAGUCGGCUGUCCAGAAGGAGGCCAUGGCGCGCUUAGUUCGAUCUUUUGUUCGCGGCCGCGCGCUGGAGGUUUCGUCCUUGGCGCGGGGUGCCGGGUCCCACGACGCGAGUUUUGACCGGGAGCUGUCGGAGAUGCGCCUGAAGCCGCUGACAGCAGAAGGUGUAGAGUGGGCCAUUCCGUUUCUCUACGUCCUCGACGCAGUGGUCGAGCUUCCUCCCGGAAUCUCAAGAUACUCUCUCCCGGCUACUGUGCGCAUUCGACUCGCACCACACGCCGGGCAUGGACCGGACACGGUGCUGCUACAGCUAGCCAACGCAGAGGAGGGGCAGGCGAUGUCUCUCUUCCUCCGUGCUUCCUCGAAACAUCUCCAACGCCAGGCAUCCUGGCAUAGAGACCGA